Molecule: messenger RNA, 938 nt
Organism: Marchantia polymorpha subsp. ruderalis
Lineage: Eukaryota; Viridiplantae; Streptophyta; Marchantiopsida; Marchantiales; Marchantiaceae
Source: the annotation of a GenBank genome assembly
GUACAUUCGAGAAGUGAGGCCUGAGUAUGAGGUGGCAAUUACCUGAAUUCUGCAGCAGCAAUCUACAGCAAAUGCUGUAGAUUGACAAUGGGAUGAUUUUGUGCUUGUUCUAUUCCGCUAGUCCUGAUACUCUAAGAAGUGACCUCGACUGGCAUCAAUUGUUCGAUCCACAGAAGAACUAACUCGCAGUGAUAGGACAGCAUCUAUUAGCCUUUCAACAGUUCAACAUGAUAUCGCCCUGCGCCUCACGCUCGCUACUCUUGUUCCACGUGGUGAUUUGCAAAUGCGUCAUAGUCUCUGCCUUUGUAUUCCUCGGAGUGUAAUUUGUACCAAUUCAUUAAGUGAUUCUUUACUGAUAAUUAUAUCACUCUUACUGGGUUCCGGGUUUUCGACCUGGAUGAAGUUCCCUAACGCAAUAUUUCUUCACGGGCCUCAAGAUCCCUCUGGCUAGGAGAGUCACAAAAAUUUCGCGAGUUUCUGCCUUCAACUUUCCUGCCCCGUUUGCGAUGUCCUCACUUGUGCUACGCUGCGUAAUCACGGUCAAGGAGAUUUUCACUAUGAUGAUUAUUACGAGCUUCGCCGCAUCCUGACGCUGAGCUGAUGCACUUUCAAUUGCCUGAAGGGAUAGCUGCGUAUUCCUUCACCUAACUUACUGCCGUCUAUUCAGGAUUUGGGGUUGAAUUUACCAACUGCAGAAGUGUGACGAGCGUCAUCUUUGACUUAUUGCCAAAUUCAUGCUUUCUCGAUCGUUUCUCCCGAUGACUACUCCUACUUCUAGCACCUUCAGCAGUGCUGCAUCGUUGAUUUCAACAUCCGAAUAUGGACAAAUGGGGUCGAGACAAGGACAGUCAACUGACGUAGUGCAACUGAUCCACGUUGAACGAAGAUUCCCUUCCGAAAACAGAGGAAGAGGCUAGUCCUGUCAACGAAUAUUUAAA